Ciona intestinalis (vase tunicate) is the source of this 2867-nucleotide messenger RNA. RefSeq names its product BRCA1-associated RING domain protein 1-like. Gene Ontology annotation, molecular function: protein binding; ubiquitin-protein transferase activity. Gene Ontology annotation, cellular component: BRCA1-A complex; BRCA1-BARD1 complex. NCBI's taxonomy places the organism in Eukaryota, Metazoa, Chordata, Ascidiacea, Phlebobranchia, Cionidae. The record is from RefSeq and is a predicted model, not a curated record. Gene Ontology annotation, biological process: protein K6-linked ubiquitination.
AAGACAGCAGUUGGACUACUCGGUGUUCUUUUGGCUCUCUUGUUUUAUACACUGUUUUACUUUUAGGUUACUGUAUUAGAUUUUACUAUAAUUGCUAUGGCUGCCAAAGUAAAGUAUCCUGAAACGUCCAAAGCGUUAGAAAAACUUGAAAAUCUUUUAAAGUGUAAUCGUUGUUUAACGUUCAUGAAAGUGCCAAUAACAUUAUGGAAUUGCGACCACGUGUUUUGUAAGAAAUGUUUGGACGACGAAAGCUGUUGCCCUGUAUGUAAAACGCCGUGUUGGGCGUCCGAUCAGCAAAUAAAUAAUUCUUUAAGUGUAAUAUCUUCAAUCUGCGCUCAAUUGCGGUCGCAUUUAACCGACACAAACCAAACCCCACGCAUCAAAAGUGGGUCUAUAACAAAUAAGGUGGAAGCAAAUUUGAAAGCUAACUGUAAUGAUGAAGAAAAUUGUAAAAAUACUUUACCAAGCAAAAGGACUCCAGUUCGUAGAUCAAUUACCGCAAGUGCUACGAAACAGUGGGCGUUAAAAUCUGUAGAAAAGAAGACACCGAAUCCAAAAAGAUGCAAAACAGAGCUGCCGCCUAUGCCAAGGAGUAUGGUGAAGAAUAAAAAGGGUGAAACAAAGCUUCAUUUGGCUGCCAUUCAAAGAGAUUUGGCAGCACUUAGAUUGUUGUUGGGGGAAGAAGGCACAGAUGUAAAUGCUAAAGAUAAUGCUGGUUGGACGUCAUUACAUGAGGCGUGCAACAGGGGGUAUUCUGAUAUAGCAGAAGCAUUGAUUAAUUCAGGAGCUUUUGUGGAUAUCCCAGGUUACGAGAAUGAAACGCCAUUGAUGGACGCUGUAGCAAAUAACCGAGUUGAAACAGUUAAGUUGUUGGUACAAAAAGGCGCGAAUGUUAAUUUAAGAAGUUUACAAGGAAAAACAGCGAUUACUUUGGCAAGAAAUGAUGAAAUUAAGCAACUGCUUCUGUCUGUUCAGUCUGAAACGCUAGAAAAUUACGCUCCGAUUUCUAUCUCACAAAACUGCAAUUUUCCAAUGGUUAUAUCUGGCUCUAGUUCUGUUUCUGCUGAUGUUUUAAGCAAAGCAGUGGCUUGUUUAAAUGCCAAUCUAUCUGGCGAAGACACUUCGAAAAUUUCUCAUUUGAUUGUAAAAUGUGACCAAAAUAACCGGACAAAUCGGACAUUGAAAUAUUUGCAGGCUGUAGCAACGGGGGCUUGGGUGUUAAGUGAUGCAUGGCUUAAUGUGUGUAUUAGAGAAAAUGGGUAUGUAAGUGAAAAUGGUUAUACAGUAGAUGGUUGUAGUGAGGACUUUGUUUUACACGGCCCGUCACGCUCAAACGUCGGAAAACGAAAGUGUCUUCCACGACUUUUUGACGGUUGCCAUUUUUAUCUAUCGGGGAAGUUUACACCUCCUAGUCUAAAAAAAGAGGAAAUCACGGAACUUAUAACUCUCGCUGGCGGAGAGAUUUUAUCACGGGAGCCGAAACCUGACAGCGACUGUGUCCAAGCAUGUACAAAAAUAUCCUACCAUGCGAGACCUACUUGUACCCACUAUCUUCAUACUUAUUAUAUUGUAUUUGAUUCCAAGAACAAAUCCCAACGAAUGGUGGUACAAGGAAAAGUUGCCACAGUGACCGAAACCUGGAUUCUGUAUUGUAUUUCACAGUUUUCUAUUUUAAGUUCAUAAAUUCUAUUAUUCUAAACUUCACUUCAAGUUGCUCUACACAACUAAAAACUGCCCUUUUAAAAGUUUUAAAAUGUGCUGGGUGACAUUAUAAAAUUGUAAAAUAAAUUGAGCAGCAUAUACAUACAUACCCUUAUUUCAAUAAUUUUCAAACUUGACUCUAGGAUUGCUCUAAACCAACCUUUUAAGUUUUAACCUAACAUAUCUAUAUAUAAAAUUAGCACUUUUUUUAAACCCAUACAGCUUUAAACAAAAAAACAAAAACUGCCUUUUUAAAGGUUUUAAAAUGAAUGCUGGGACGCCAUUAUGAAAUUGUAAAAUACAUUGAAUAGAUCUGUUUCUGGGUGGGGAAGAUGGGACAACUUUUCAUUCUAUUUUCUCAUCCCAUUUGGUAGUAAACAAAGAACAUCUUUUGUCUCGUAUCAACUGUUGUUAGUUGUUUAAAACACGAUCAAGAUAUUUGGAUAUUAUGUGCUAAAUGUGUCCAGUCUUCCCCCACCCCACUAUAUAGAUAAUUAGAUAUUAUAUUUUUUAAUCAUUCCCUUGUGUUUGUUAUAUAUUUGUCAAAUUUUUACUGACUUUGUAUUUUGUACAGUUGUAUUAAUCUUCAAUCAUUUACUAUAUAGCCUACAAGUACAGCCUACUUUAAUAAGCCUAACAAAAGUUUUUGUAACCUUAUGAAUCAUGGCGCCGGUAUUUUGAUUUCCAUACCGUACAAUUGUUACUAAAGCUACAUUCAGUAACCUGACCCUACUUUUGUGAAAAUGAGAUUCUGUUACAUUCUGCCACCUACAGCUGCUCUUAUUCUAAAUAUGUCAUUUACAUUCUCUCUUAUUCUUCUGUCUGCUUUUCUUAUGGUAUAAUUUGAAUUUCAUUCACUAUAUUUUGAAAUUUAUCCCUUUUCUAAAGGAGAUAGUUAAUUUUAUUUAGUUUAGGCUUAAAAAUUUGGUAGUGAAUAAAAUUAGAGUAAUUCCUAAAUAAUAUAUAGUAUGUAGUAGUACCUUGAAUUUCAUUCACGAAUCGUUGAAAUUAAUCCUUUUUCUAAAAAGCACAAAGAGUUGUUUAAGUUUAAGCUUUAGUAAUCAGAAUAGUGGGAAAAAUUAUUUAUAUAUUAGUUAUAUAAUUCAUAAAACAAAUACUUUGAACUUUAUUCACUAAUCGUUGAAAUUAUUCCCUUUUUUUCCAAG